AUAUCAACACACAACAGUCUCGUGUUUUUCUCUGUGCAGUUAGUUAAAGAAGCGGUUUUCAUUUUCUUUUUCUUUCGUUUUCUUAGCUAUUUUCUUACUAUCCAAACAGAAAUUAAAAUUUUCUUUUCAAGUUUAAUCAAAGAAGAAAUGGAAUUGAUCUCAAUGGAGGACACGUGUUAUCAUCUCGCUGUUAUUCCAUCAAUGGCUUGCGUUUCUCUCUCUGUUGCUGUACGGACUCGACGGUCUCAACCACCACCGAAUUCUCCUAUACGCACCACGUUACGAAUAUGUAAUGCCGCUAGUAACUAAACUAAUCUUUUUUUAGGUUUAAUUUCUUUUGUGUUAGUUCUAUUGCUUUCAAUUUCAAGAAUUUAAGUUUGAAAAAUUAGGGUUUUGUUCUUGAUUCCGUUGUUUUAAGUGGUGAAUUCCUGUUUCUUGUGGAAAUUUGAAGAAAUUGGUGAAUUGUUGUUGAGUUAGGGUUUCCAUCAUGUUGUUCUUGAAUUUAGAGUUUUCCUGCUUUUGAGGAAAAAUUGAGAUUGAUUUAGGGCAAAUAGUCUGUGUGGAAUUUGAAAUAUUUUUGGCGGGAAGUGUUUUGGUUGGAUGGCUGGAAGGCGGGAGUUAGGGUUUCCAAAUACAGGUGGUCGUGCAAGUAGCUUGAGAGAGCAAUUAGCUAGAAAAACUCUUAAGAGUGUGAGAUCUAAAGGACAUCCUUAUGUGGAACUUCGUGAGGAUGGGAAGUGUUUCGUGUUCUUUUGCACAUUGUGUCUUGCGCCAUGUUACAGCCCUCCUGUAUUGUUUGAUCACUUGAAGGGCAAGCUUCAUACUAAGAGGUUAUCGACUGCUAAGCUUACUCUCUUGAAGGAAAAUCCUUGGCCUUUUAGUGAUGGUGUCCAAUUCUUUAACAAUUCUACUGAGAAUGAUGAGCAUUUACUCAUUAAGAAUGAUAACAAGUCGUUAGCCAAUGAUAAUAGCAACCUUGCUAUUGUUAAACAUGCUGGAAAUGGGAAGCCUGCUGCUGAUGAGAAUGUUGGAUGUGACGAAGAUGCAAAUGACAAUGGAAGACCAUGCGAUUUGGUUAUUCAAGAUAUUCUUAUUAGAGAUGACCUUUCUGAUUUGAAUGCAAGAUUUAUGGGUUUUGGACAAAUCGCUGCAAGGUUUAUUGAGACAGAUGGCAAUUUAAGUGAGAUCAGUCGGAUAUGGUGUGAAUGGUUGGGGGAAAGUGUUCCUGAAAAUAAGGAAAAGGACAAGGUCAAGGUUGUGGAUCAUGAAUUUGCUGUUAUUACAUUUGCUUAUAUUUGCAAUUUGGGAAGACCGGGGUUGAUUGACGACGAUGAUGAUACAAAGUUGUUGCUCCCAUCUGGUCCUGCUCAAGAAUGUCAUAAGGAGGAGGGGAAUAAUAGGAAAAGGAAAAAGUCAUCUCCUGAUCCUGAGAAUAUUAGUGGUCCUCCUACCAGAUUGAUGUUGGAUCGACAUGAUCAUCAGCUUCUUCCUUCAACGUCUAAAUCUAGAAAGAAUGCUCGACGAGAGCUGAGACGUCAAGCUCGCAUAGCUGCAGAGAGAAUUUGCGACAUCUGUCAACAAAAGAUUCUUCUGGAGAAAGAUGUAGCAACUCUGGUGAACAUGAAGACUGGACAACUCGCUUGCAUUGGCAGAAAUUCAUAUGGGCAAUUUCAUGUGUUCCAUACUUCCUGCCUCAUACUCUGGAUACUUCUCUCUGAAUAUGAAAUGGCUAAAAUUCAACCAGUCAGUGCAAAAGAGAGAAAAAAGUCAAGGAGAAAAAAUGGAACUAAAUCUACUGAAGCGGGAAAGGGGAAACUUUUCAACUGCCAAAUUGGUUCAGUGUUCUGCCCAGAGUGCCAAGGCACCGGUGCUACACGUGAGAUAGAAGCGCGCGAGCUGCCAACUAUUUAUCUUCCAGAGAUGUUCAAGUACAGAAUCAAAGUUGGUGAGGGGCGAAGAGCAUGGAUGAAAAGUCCUGAAAUGGUGGAGAAUUGUUCAAUUGGCUUUCAUUUUCCUUGUCCGUCAGAAAGAGCAGUUCAGGAAAAGGUGUCGCCACUCAAACUGCUGCGUUUCUACAGAGCUGAUGUAUAGAGUUGAGCACAGGUUUCAGUUGCCAAACCUUUCAUGUAGUUCACUUUAGUUUGUUCAUAGAUUAUAGCUUUUUUGUUCUCUAGGAAAACUUCUGUAACUACCUGUGAAGAUACUAUUCAUGACCCUUUUUAACACUCAACUAGAUUUAGGUUUAUGAGGUCAUAUAUUUCUGUGGAUAUCAGUCUUGUAAAUCGGUAAACUGAUGCAUUGUCUAACUGGGGCGUUCAAAUAGGAGGGUGUACAUUGCUGACAUCUGUCUGCACCGUAAAUGAAUUGGAAACAUUAUCAUCUGAGGAUUGACUUUUGAA
Molecule: messenger RNA, 2399 nt
Organism: Mercurialis annua (annual mercury)
Lineage: Eukaryota; Viridiplantae; Streptophyta; Magnoliopsida; Malpighiales; Euphorbiaceae
Exons: 4
Coding region: 601-2091 (496 amino acids)
Source: RefSeq, a predicted model, not a curated record